This is a messenger RNA of Thelazia callipaeda (thelaziosis nematode), 5681 nucleotides long. NCBI's taxonomy places the organism in Eukaryota, Metazoa, Nematoda, Chromadorea, Rhabditida, Thelaziidae. The record is from the annotation of a GenBank genome assembly.
AUGGCAUCUUUUUCGCCUGAUAAUCGUGAUAUUCUUUGCUAUUUAGUGACCAAACAUUCAUGGAAAGGAAGAUACAAACGGAUAUUUUCAAUAGGUACACUGGCUAUCACUACUUACAAUCCAUCUACACUCGAAAUAACAAAUCAAUGGUUAUACGAUGAUUUCAUUGCUAUCAAGCCAUCACCUCAUUCAGCUCAAGGUCAAGAUGAAUUUAUCAUUCAUGUUCGUUCUAAACGAAGAAACGAUACUAUGCGCUUUUCAACGGAAUACACUCUCGAAAUAUUAACAGAAACACUUGUACAUAUGCCAAAAUUUUGUGACAAUCAACCCGAAAAGAAAGAUUUCAUUGGAUAUAAGCAUGACUCUUCGAAUCGCCGCAUACCAGUGCUAUUACGAGUAACAAGUCAUUCCCUGCAGAGGUUGAAUGAUAGCGGUGAAGUCAUAGCAUGGUUAAAAUAUAGAUUCAUGAAGUCGAUCAUAACAAUGCAGGAGUAUCAAAAUGGUUUUGUUAUUGAGAUGGGGGAACAACGGCGGCGGCACUUAUUCGUUUGUGACCAUUCUGACGAUCUUAUCUCAGCAAUACGACAAAUGACAGCUACUUAUCUGGGGAUUUCAAUUCCUUUUUCAAAAGAAGGAAUCACAUUAGAUCAAUUUAUGUUAACACGUCUGGGUCUAUACAGCCGUGAUGAACAUCUAACUUCGUAUGUUGAAUUCAAAGUUCAGAAGUUUACACCACGGCAUUUUCCUUCCGUUAAACGGUUGUUGUGUUUAAGUCGUACAUGCAUUAUUGAACGAGAUCUAGUGACCUAUGUAGCUGUUUGUGCACGACCUUUAAAAACGAUUAUUUUUAUCGUUCGUGAUGAGGAAGAUCCGCAAAAGUUUACCAUCCAUUAUGAUAAUAGCGAUGUUCGAACAUACACAUCACCCGAUCGAGAUUUGAUUCUCACUUCUUUAACUGAUGGAUCACGGGCUUCUGGAAACCAGUCUAUAUUUGUUACAUGUAUCAAUUAUGAACGUUUUUUACGAAUUUUACCUCACAAAUUUGUAUUGGAUGAAGAUGCUGAAUCACAAUGCAUGCGACAUAUCAUAUCUCCUCCACCUGGCCUAAAAAGAUAUGAUUUGAUUCGCCGCUUCAAUGCCAAUAUUCCGUACAAUGGACUCGUGUGUUCCACUUCUCAAGAAGGAUUUUUCACUGAAAACAAAUCGAAAACAAUCGUCAGUUGCUUAGAAUCUGUUCUAGGAGAAGAUUUUGGUGUUGAAACCAAAAAGUGUGAGGCACAAUUGCAAUGUUUGCAUCGACUUUUUGCAUCGAAAAGCGGCUUUCAAACAUUUACCGUUGAAUCAGGAGUUCGUUCAAAGUUGGGGGAUUUGGUAGUGCGAAUAUUGAAUAUAUCUAACGAAUGCCUUGAUUAUGCAGUGGUUGAAAUGCUCUGUGCGUUGAUGCAACCAAUGCAUCCUAAUUAUGAACUGAAGUUGGAGCAACUGAACAAGCAAUCCUUGCUUUCUAGUCCUCAGUUUGUGGAACAUUUGUUGGAUUUGAUCGUCAAGCAUACGGAGCACAAAACUGGUGCCCUUGUUAUUGCCAGUAUGCUCGAUUUUCUAACGUACGCAAUGUGUGCUCCAUAUAGUGAAACGACUCCUGGUUCUGUGUUCGAUUCAGUGCUUGAGAUGGUUGCUGAGCGUGGGUCAAGCUUUUAUAAGCUUUUUCAAUAUCCAUCAAUGACAAUUGUCAAGGGGGCAGGAAUGAUAAUGCGUGCAAUCAUUGAAGAAUCAACAGUAGAAAUUUCCAAGCGUAUGCAAAUGUUGUCGCUAACAGAAGGAGCAUUUUUGGGACAUCUUCAUCUGGCUUUACUCAGUGUUGGUCGAGAUCUUCGAGUGCUUGCUAAUAAACAGCUCAGUGGAUGUUUGCUUUCACUGUGGAUUGCUGGCAAUCAUGCUGCUGUCGAUCUGUUAUCUAGAUGUUUGCCUCGUGGAUUACUGGAAUAUUUGAAUUCACCUGAAAUGCCAACAGUUGAGGAAGCAGAUUAUUUGUUGACCCGCAAUAAUUUAGAAAUAGCGAGUGCAGAAUUUAAACAAAAUCAUCUUUUGGAUCAAGUUCAACAAAUACAGUUACAUCUGGAAGCGAAACUCGAUAGAUUGUUACAGCAUUGGAAUUUAGAGCAUAAAUUAUCGUUCCUGCAAAAAAAUGACGCAAUGUUUCUAACUCUUGCAUUGACAAUGAAUAUUUUUAUCAAUUUCUAUUGGGCUCAUAAUUCACAUUUCCAUCCAAAAAGUUCACCUGUUUUUAACUUUCAGGAUAAAUUACAAAAACCUGUCGUACUGCGUAAAAGACGUCAACGCGUAAAAAAUGAUAUUAAUUGGAAAAUGUUUUAUUUCCAGUUUUCUAAAGAUCAUUGUAAAGCAGAUUUGAUUUGGAAUGAGACAACACGCGAAGAAUUCCGUCGUUCGAUUGAAGAUGAAAUAAGAAUUUUGGGACAGGAAAAAGAAAUUUCUUUAACAAGCAAUCCAAUUUCAUGGAAUCACACUGAGUUCCAGGUUCGCUACCCAUCUCUGGCAGAAGAAGUUAGAAUCGGUGAUUAUUACUUGCGAAUAUUGUUGCAAGAAAGUGAUGCUACUGCUACACCGAUUCACAGCCCUGGAGACUUUUUCAAUAGCGUCUAUCAUCGCUUUUUACUGUCAGCAAAAAGUGAAAUGCGAUGCCUGUGUUUGAAAGCUAUGGCAGUAACAUAUGGGCGAUACCAUAGCAUUAUUGGGCCAUUUCUAGACUCCAAGUACAUUGUUACUAUGCUGUCGAAAUGCUUAAAUCCUCUUGAAAGAGAUCAUUUGGUAGUGUUUCUGAUAAGUAAAUUAGUACAGAACAAAGAUAAUGUACGCGAACUACUGUAUGCUGGUGUGUUACCAUUACUAACUGAUAUGGCAGUUCUCGCUCAUCUUCACACAACUCGAGCCAGAAUCCAUAAUCAAGUCCAGACAAAUGUUAUCGAGGCAGACGAAUCGGUUAAAAAUAAUGGUACAGAGGAGUGGUACUACACUGAUAAAGAAAACAAACGUCAAGGACCAGUAACUUUCAAUGAGAUGAAAAAACUUUAUGAUGAAAAGGUGAUUUUCGAGCGAACUCAAAUAUGGGCUCAGGGAUUGGAUCAGUGGGCCACUUUGUCAUCAGUUUCACAGUUUCGGUGGACAGUGUGCUGUGGAAUCGGUUUUAAUACAUUAUAUAAUUUUACUGAACUUUGCACAGUGAUUUUAGAUAUUUUCAUCCAGAUGUGCACAUUUUUCCCAUCAAGAGACGAAAACGAAUAUGUUGUAAGACCAAUGCCACAGGUGAAACGAAACUUAUCCGAACCAUUACUACUUUACCAAAUUGUACAGCUACUUCUUACAUAUGAUCCUGCGAUUGUUCAACGAGUCGCAUCUUUGCUAUUACAUGUUAUUGAGGAUAAUCCUUUUUUGCCAAGAUUAUACCUUUCGGGUGUGUUCUUCUUCAUUCUAAUGUAUACAGGUUCAAAUUUAUUGCCUAUAGCCAGAUUUCUUCAUUAUACACACAUGAAACAAGCGUUUCGAUCAGCAGUGGCAAAGUCAGACUUCGCUUCACAUAGUAUUUUAAGCCCUCUACUCCCUGAAGCAGCUAUUUUAUAUCUGGAACAGUAUGGGCCUGAAAAAUUUGCACAAACGUUUCUUGGGGAAUUCGAUAAUCCUGAAAUUAUAUGGAACAAUGAAAUGAGGCGACAUAUGAUUGAGCGUAUUGCUGUGCAUGUCAGUGAUUUUUCUAUUCGUCUUUCAUCAAACAUAAAAGCUCUGUAUCAGUAUUGUCCAAUUCCGGUUAUUAAUUAUCCACAAUUGGAAGGAGAGUUAUUCUGUCAUUUAUAUUAUCUACGACUUCUUUGCAAUGCUGAACGUUUCCCAAAUUGGCCGAUACGCGAUCCGGUUAUUUUUUUGCGUUCGUGUUUAACAACGUGGUUAAAUGAAAUUGAUAAAAGGCCUCCUGAAAUGUCACUGGAGCAGGCAUGUGUGGUUCUUCAACUUUCGAAUCAUGAUUCUGCAUGGAAGGAUAAAGGAGCAGUUCGUAGAGCUUACUUUAAACUUGCACAGAAAUAUCACCCAGAUAAAAAUCCCGAAGGAAGAGAAGAAUUUGAGCACAUAACAGCUGCUUACGAAUUGUUAUCAUCAAAUGUGCAUCAUUCUAUUUCACCGGAUUUGCAGCACAUUAUUUUAUGUUUGCAAGCUCAGACCAUAGUUUACAGGCGAUAUUCUGAAGAACUUUCACCAUAUAAAUAUGCUGGCUAUGUUCAGCUGAUAAAAACCAUUAAUUUGGAAUCAAAAGAUGAUGCUUUAUUUGCGGAAGGUGGUGGACAAUUACUUGGCGCAGCCGUAGAAUUGUGCCGUUAUACACUGAUGAGUUCAUCUUUGAAUGCUGAGCAGCUAAGGCGUGAUGCUGGUUUAGAAGCCCUGCAGUCAGCAUUUGAACGAUGUGUGCCAAUGGUUAAUUUCAGUUCAAAAGAGGAAGAUAUAGUAGUGCAGAUUUGUAUUGAGUCGUUAUGCUGUUUUGGAACAGCGGCUCAAUUUGAUGCUUGCAGCGAAAAAAUUUCGGAAAUGCCUAAUUUAUCCAGUUGUGUUUGUAGGCUACUACAGUUUCACCAUCUUACUCGACUUGCUUGUGCUUCUGCUGAGUGCAUUUGUUCAUUUUCUUCGUGUACAAUACUUCAAAUGCAACUCUUUCAAGCGGGUGUGAUGUGGCAGCUCAUUCCACACCUUUUUCAUUACGACUACACUUUGGAUGAAGGAGGCCAAUUUUUUGUGGAACACAAUGAAAAUACAAACAAACAGUCGUUACGUAAUAAAUUAGCUCGGUCUGCGUGCGAAGCGUUGGCAUGUUUAGCGGGAUAUAGAAGAAGAACACCAGAUAAUGAUGGUGUGCAGAGAAGUCUUCGUGCAAUGCUUACACCUUAUGUAUGUCUACUCAUGCAACGCUUAGAAGACAACGAUCAGAUUCUGAAAAUCUUGAAUAGCAAUACAGAAAAUCCAUACCUCAUAUGGGAUAAUGGCAUUCGGAAUGAAUUACUGGAAUUUGUUGAGCACCAUCGAACUUCAGCUACAAAUACGAGUGAUUUAUAUGGAGGAGAAUUCAAACUUUCUAUUCAUGAAAAAGAAUUGAUUGUAGGCGAAAUAUUUGUACGCAUUUUCAAUGAACAGCCAAAUUUCAAAUUGCAUGAGCCGAAAAAAUUUUGCGUGGAUUUAUUGGAUUUCUUGCAUGAAAAACAUAAUUGUAUUAUUAAAAACGAGGAAGAAAACCGUGAAAAAGAGAUAAAUGGUGAAAUGAAUUGGUAUAAGCAGUCAACAACUAAUGAAUGUGAUGACAUUUUCCGACACAUUGCUAUGUGUUUACAGGCACUUAGAAAUUUACUUGUUUCAAACACAGGUGUGGAAAUAUUAUUAAUUGGACACUAUAAGAUCCUAUUUUCCUUCCUUAAAUUCAGAAAAUUUUUAUUGAUACAAGAAAUGGCCUUGAAGGUGAUAUCUUUUGGUUCAGGAAAUCGAGAAUGCGUCGUAGACAUUGCAGGAUCGUCACAACUACCUCCUCUGUUUUCGUUAAUCUUACAAAAUCAGAGUUGUAAGUUUCACUUAUUGCUGUUGCAGCUUCAAAAUGGUAUUAUAAUAUAUAUAUAUAUAUAUAUAUUAUAAUA